CCAGAGUGGCGCGCGUUGGGCAGCGAUGACCGUCCGCCGUGACCAUCGGGCCCGCCUGCCCCCGCCGACACCUGAUCUUGCGCUAGCCGCCUUGGGCCCUGCCCUCGUUGCUCGUUGCUCUUACUCACCCAAUUCACUCAUCCCCACCGCCAGAACACUCAUGUAUCAUGUACUCUAUCCUCCGGGCAGCACAUGUAUUGAUCUAUGCAGCCAUGUAUCCAUGUCUGCAUCCAUCCAUAUAACCUCCUGUGUCAACUUCCUGUUGAAUCAAUCAGACAUCAACCACCGCUUCCAUCCAACCGCCGCCUCUGGCUGCUGUCUUGGGCACGACUGCAUUCCACCACUCUAUGCGUCGUGGGAACCAGGGAACAAAGAGAAGAAAAAAGAAUCCCAGAGCUCUGUCCAUACUCUGCCGUACUAUAGCCUUAACCCUCCCUCUCUAUACAGGUCAUCCCAGCGAGGACUGCGUCGUGGCACUUGCCAAUUAGCUCGGGACUACUCUCUUGUCCACUCAUCCUUCACCGGUAACCCUAUCUGCCUACUCACCCACCCACCUACCAUCUACUUAACUCUACUAGCAUACAUAGGUAGAUAG
This is a messenger RNA of Periconia digitata, 595 nucleotides long. The record is from the annotation of a GenBank genome assembly. NCBI's taxonomy places the organism in Eukaryota, Fungi, Ascomycota, Dothideomycetes, Pleosporales, Periconiaceae.